GAGCAUGCACCACCUGCACCUGCACCUGCCUUGAAUUAGAUAUUAGUCGUAGUUGCCUUCAACUUUCAGGUCGUUCUUUCCAGUUCACAUCUCGAUGGCACUUGCUUCAAAGUUCUUACUCCUCUUUCUUGCCUUUUCUGAAUGAGCAUUCUUUUCUUCACCCUCUCUCCUCCCCAGGCCGGGAUCUUUAAUUACAUUCAUCACGUCUCAUAUCUGAGCGCAUUUUAUCAUUCAACUGGAGAAAAACCCUUAGUUUCUUAUGUGUAAUUGGGCGUGUUUCAUACCAAAAGUUUCUCGGCUGCUCCCUUUCACCAACCCUCGAACGGACCAAGCAUUCCAUCAGCACAAUCCCUUACUUUAAUUCGACCUUUCCCGUUUACUAUUCUUUUUUUCUACUAAGAGAUCGUCCGAAUCAGUGGCGCCUCGAGUGUUCAUCAUGUCCACCGACAACAAGCUCCUUGGGAGCGUCGUUGCCUUCGAAGGCCAUGUAGACACGAUAUCAACACAGCUACGACUGCUUCCAACUUCACCAAAUAUUUUAAUACUUCCAAGCAUUCAAAAUUAUAUCUCCAAUAGGGACUUAAAAAACCGUUCAGACGUUCGAGUUUAUGUCAAGAAAAUCCACGAGGCCACAGUAGCUCGUUACGAAGCUGCUCAAGCUUUCCUUCAUGGUUCAACAGCAAGUGGUAGGCGACUCGUAUUUAUAAACGGCGGUACCCCGAGUGCCCGAACACUUUGCAUCAGAGCCAUUAUGGACUACGAAACAGAUGGAGACUACUGCCGUGCCGAGUCGUUAUUCAACCAGCUAGUUAAGGAUGGAGUGGUGGGCCUGGAUAAUCCAGUUAGAGACUGGAGAAGGCAGGACAUGUAUCAACCGAAGGAUAAAGGAGACCAAGAACAGGAGUUCGAAGAUCCCAUAACACGAGCUAUGCGAGCUGCCGACGCCUUGGACCGACAAACAGCAUCACUUCAACCCUCCAAUGAACUCGAUUUGACCCUUACGCCCCGUCCGCGAAGUAACAGCUUGCCGCUCUACGGCUAUGAGGACAACUUCGGGGAUGAUGCCCCAUUCUUUGUUUUUGGUGCCGCGAAUAAAGAUGAAGGUGGGAGUACAGCUGAUGAAGCUCCGGGCUGUUCUUACUCACCCCAAGCUUGCAGGUUUUCUGCGAGGCAUUAUGACCGGUCUGCAGGUCGCAUCUAUCACGAUAUUUCCAAUCUACAGUCCCCUUCACCAAGGGCUUCUUUCCUUGCAUCCCCCAGCUGUGUUGGCGAAGCCUACGGCUUGAUGGCUGCCCCUGUAUCCCCUGCCCUCGAAGGCUUGAGCCCAAGAUCCGAUGUUUUGAGCAUCCCGUCCACAGAUAAUGUCGUGCACGGGGAAGCUUCAUUAGUGGACAUGAGGUCUCCAGGCCGCAGCCCAACUCUGUCUCGAGUCAAAUCUCUGGACAGAAUCUACCCGGCCAGUCCCAGGUAUCGGGAUCUUUGUGUUUCUGCAGCCACUUCAGGACUUGCACGGCAACUAGAGAGUGAUCCAGGGCCAGAAUUAUUGAAAGCCCAUCGGCAUUCACAAACAAUAACCACAAACCCCAAGGAGCUCGUUUCCAACAGACGCAGCUACAUAGAGGGACCCCAAACUGUUAUUGUGAGAACCAAUCUCCCAAUCAUCAAAGUGGCUCCGGUCCCCUUGGAGAAGAAGCGGAAACCUGCACGGGCAUCGUACGUGGAUAGAGGUACUGAUGCCGAGCACAUUUCUGGACCAAAGGAAAGCUUCCAACCAGUACUGCCCUUCAUGGAAGACCUGGUGGUGCACUUCAGGGAGGAGGUCCCCGAACCUUUGCUCAAUUCUGUCACUCAUGGGCUUAGAAUGGGUCAAUUUCCCGCGGCUAUUUAUUCACCUACUUCCGAAACAGACGACGGCAAUGCUCUGGUUCCAGGAACACCUGAGUCCAACACUAUCACAGACGUAAGCUGCGCAGAAAGCCAAUGCGAGGAGUCAGCUGUCACCGACCAAUCCAUCCUUUCGGACGAAUAUGAUCCGUUCGCAUAUAAUCAGCCCGUCUGGCCCAACAAGAAGCCUAUCCCAAGUGUGCCCAAGCUUAAGGUUGCACGACCUCCAACACCAGUUCGGACUCCUCCACCCCUGGUUUCGGAUGUCGACAGCAAGUUUCACGACCUUCGAAUUAAUGGUCAAGAAACAGCCAUCACUGUACAGAACUCACUGCGUUCUGUCCUCCAGGAACACUUCCCCCCAGAAACUCAAGGCUACCGGCAGUUCCAGUUUUCCCUUUUGCCAGAGCUUGAAGGGUUGUGGAACCCAGUCUUUUGGGAGACUGGGAGUAACGAUAGCCGUGGAUCUUGCCAUAGAAUCGACCAGAUCCUAGCUAUUGGAGCCCAGAGAGGUGUGAAGAGGGACUAUACUUGCGCCAUCACAGGACAGCUUGAGAAGCUAGGAACAAAAUGCAACGGUAUGAGCCGAAGUGGCCGACUGGACUUCAGGUACCUUCUUGCCAAUGCCAUGCAGGCGUAUACGACCCAGCCUUUGGCCAGCCAGGCCAAAGACAACCCUUUUGCGAAUUCGUUCCUACUCGCGACCCUCAUUAUUCCGCACCUCGAAACGUAUCUUGCCCUUCACGCAGAGGUGAGGUAUCUUCUCCUUGAAUAUCCGCCUGAGCAUCUUGCGACGGUGUUGGCUCUUCAAAAGCUCGUUGGAGUAGAGUUGAUGAAGGUGGCUCAGAUCGUUGAUGCCAGCAGCAAGAGCAUUCCCUUCACUCAUCUACGUGGAAACUCCAUCACCAGCCCAGAACAAGGACCUGUUGGGCGCUUCGGGAAGACUUUCCCACAAAACUCGGGCUCUGGCUAUGACGUUACAGUUUCUAAAGCCAACUUCCUCAUCACGUCAACUGCAACUGAUGCAGAAAUCGCAACUUUUAUUGCGACCAUCUCGAGGAUCCUGUCCAAGACUUCUGAUUUCUAUGUCCCUCACGAGCCUCCCAAGAAGCCGUCCCCAAAGAAGUCUAAGCCGCCAUCUAUCACAGGAACCUUCUCCCCUUUCCCACGUGUGCCAUCGGCGACUCAUAGCCCACCCAUGUCCCCGGCACUUGGGGCGUCUUUGGGAGCGGCACUAUCAGGGUCAUCUGCGGUUCCGAGUCGAGCCCCUUCCAUUGCUGAAACAGUUAAGACAGUAAAGUCUUCCAGAAGCAAGCAAAGUCGAUCCUAUUCAAAGCGAAAGCCUUCCGCGAUUGAUGCUCGAUCGAUCUUAACUAUGUAUGUUGAUGACAGCGACUGGGAUCAAGAAGACCGACGGAUUAUGCCGCUCCUUGAGGAUAAGGCCGAGAGGCGAAAAGGCAACUCCCACAAGGCACUCAAGUUCCUCGGCCUGUCGUGAUCCCAAAAAGAACGAAUACACAUGGCCAUAUGAGAAAUAUGGCUGUAAUGAUGUUAUGAUCUCGCCCAAUGUGGCAUUUUCUUUUGUUGUUAUUUUUGGGGCGAGGAUUUACGAUGAUGGCCAGGAGACUGGAAAAAGAUAAAAGUCAUGAUGUUGUUGUGAAUAGAGAAAUGUUUGUCAACACUUUUAUUCCAUCUACGGUCUGGGAAUAGGACUUAAGCAGUUAUGGGAUGUAAUAAUAAUUGUAGAUUAUCUUUACGUAAAGUCGUCGGUAAUUGAAGGGUUUUUUACGAAAUAAUUAUACUUAGACACUGCUGUUGUCCUCAUUGCUCAGUCUGCCCUGUCCAAGACUACCAUCAACAUCUACGCCU
Messenger RNA from Fusarium odoratissimum NRRL 54006, 3753 nucleotides. RefSeq lists its product as uncharacterized. NCBI's taxonomy places the organism in Eukaryota, Fungi, Ascomycota, Sordariomycetes, Hypocreales, Nectriaceae. The record is from RefSeq and is a predicted model, not a curated record. The transcript has 3 exons. The coding region runs from base 437 to 3382 and encodes 981 amino acids.